AUGCAGUUCAAACUUUUAGUAGCCGGAUACGUUAAGGACUUCUACACAUCCAUUUACUGUGAAAAGCUGCACGCGACAGCAAGUCCUUUCCAAAACAUCGAGAAAAUAACCGCUUGUGCAUUGAUCGUGCUAUUUUUCCAACUCAAGUGUGCGUACGAGGCAAAGCUUGUAUCGUACAUCACCGAAGCGCCACGUGUCCCAGACGCCAAGUCAGUUGAAGACUUGCGCGAACGCAACAUCACUGUGCAUUACAAAAGCAUUAACAUUACAUUAUUGCAUAAACUACACGGUAUGGUCAAGUUCUACGAUAAAGAUAAUUUUGCUUUCGAUGGUAUUACAUUGGUGGAAAAUCGUGCUGCUCUGAAGAUGGAAAAGUUGUUUGCUGAUAAAAUGAAAGGGUACGGAAUGCAAUACACACUACUGGGCGAGAAUGUGUACGAGGCUAUUCCGUUUUAUCUAUUUGGCGCCAAGUCACUGCUGGCAAGGCGCUUUCAAAAAUAUCAACAACGCGUCUUCGAAGCCGGUAUGCAGCAGCACUGGCGUCGGGAGUAUUACAAUUGCUUUCUCUGGUAUAUCAAUAGCGGCAAGCAUCAAUAUGAUAUUUACGAUGGAUCAUCCGCUAUCAUUAGCUAUAGGCAUCUUAAGCCACUGAUGCUGUUUUUCUUAGCUCAAUGGGCAAUUGAGAUAAUCGUUUUUGGGAUCGAGGUAUUGGUGGAAGCAUUAAAGCGAUCGCAGAACAAUUAGCAAGGCGCAUGACAUGUUACACGUUGCAUCGCCAUUGUAGUAAACUUUACAAAAUACAACUUCAUGUACGAUACAGCGUGUAAAACAUUUAUACAUCUACAAAUUGGAACGCUCUUCGAGAAGCUAAGCCACUGGGCGCCUUCGGUUACGUAAUACGACCUAUUUUGUUGUUUUCUGGAGCUCAUCGUUGUGAACAGUUUACAAACAUAUUGUCAAAUAUAAGCUUUCCGAUACCAAUAAAUCAUUGCUCUUGCAC
Messenger RNA from Anopheles merus, 1000 nucleotides. RefSeq lists its product as uncharacterized. The coding region runs from base 1 to 744 and encodes 247 amino acids. The record is from RefSeq and is a predicted model, not a curated record. Lineage: Eukaryota; Metazoa; Arthropoda; Insecta; Diptera; Culicidae. The transcript has 2 exons.